Messenger RNA from Procambarus clarkii (red swamp crayfish), 3327 nucleotides. RefSeq lists its product as uncharacterized. NCBI's taxonomy places the organism in Eukaryota, Metazoa, Arthropoda, Malacostraca, Decapoda, Cambaridae. Gene Ontology annotation, biological process: cilium assembly. The record is from RefSeq and is a predicted model, not a curated record. Gene Ontology annotation, cellular component: ciliary transition zone.
UUUACAUGUUGUGGAGCUGUGUCCGGAGGCUGGCCCCGGCCGCUCUCUUCACUCACUUCUUAGGCAAUUUACUCACCUUGUACGCCAGUUUACUCACCUCUGUGUAGACAUGGAUAUAUAUAACAAUCAAUAAUGCCCGACUCAAAAAGAACGCCUUCUGCAAGAAGUAAUGGAGGCAGUCGCAGAAGACGAUGGGAGGUGAAGUCAAAAGAGGCCUUCGAAACUUCCUUGGCUAUAGAAAUUGAGUCUCCAGAAAACAGAGCACAUCAUACUAAAAAGGAAUGUAGAAAAGAACCAUCUACAGAAACCUCAAGGGAUAAAAAUAACUAUUAUAAUUCAUAUGGAAAAUAUCCCAAAGCAUCGUCCCCAGAAGCAUCAGAGAAAACCAGGGAAGGGAAAGAUUGUGAUGGCACAGACAUUCUUUCAUCUAGGAUUUCUGCUUUAAUUGAUGAAGCCAGUGCAAAAGUUAAAGAUCCCCAGAGAAAGUCUUCAAAGGAUAAACAACAGAAAUCUGAAUCAAAGGCAGAGGAGGAGAAUGAAAGAGAACAUAGGUUGAAAGGUACACAUGAAAAACGACCAGUUAAAGACAGCGCUACAGAAGCUUAUCCCAUUGAGAACUUACAAAUUAUACCUCUGAGAAAAAACGAUAAAGCACAGAUAAUAAAUGAUAAGUUUGAAACGAAGUCGCUUAAAGUAGCAGCGAGCCCCGAAGGAAAGGGUGGAUAUGAAGAGGAAAAUUACGUGGCCUCGGCACCACCUCUGCCUUCAGAUGAGCAAACGACUCCCAAGAAUAAGAAACACAAAAAGGAAUACGAGUCAAAGCAGUUGAUGAUCACAGAUACAAAUGAAGAAUCUUAUAUAAGCCUUCAGUUAAAAGAAAUGAGUGAUGACAUCAUAGAAGUGACUAGAGAGGAUAAAGAUGGUAUAUUAUCAGCACCCAAGCUUUUACUUGCUGCCUCUGCCUCACAUCCAUCUAGUAACAUAAGCACAAUAUAUCAAGAAAGACUGAGUGGCUUUGUGGUGACCAGAAAUGAGUUUGCGGGUGUACAUAGGAAGAACGAAGAUCUGCUUGAUGUGAACCAGGUUCCAAGCCGAACCUCUCAUGCAGUUUUCCUUCAGGGAGGGUUCAGAACCUUCUCAGUACUAUGCCAAGGUCUCCUUGCUGGGAUAACUCUAGCUCAUUGUCUCUUGAUAUUCCUGUUGGAGAGUGACCCUAGUAAGAUUCCUGGUCUGUACCCACCAAGCAUGACCCACGUCUUCUUUGCUCUCAUCAUUUUUCUCAGCACCAUCUGCCUGGUGUCUGCGUGUGAUAGAAGUGAUCUCAUUGGGAAUGGAGUGUUUUCUGGUCAUGGUAUUAAGGUACCAUGGACCACUGCAUUCUACAUCUCCUCCUUAGUGCUCUCUUUGGCGGCUAUUCGCACUGAAAAUGUUCUCAUUAACUACAAUAGUUAUCGAAGCUCAAGUUUUACGGAGAAGGAGAUAAAGGAGCUGGUGGAGUGGUGGCGAUGGGUGUGUGUCGCUCGGUCAUCACUAGCACUGUUGGCAUGGCUGGCGAUGGUUCCUGAUCCUCACACUGAUGCCCUCCUGGACAUGAUUCAAGAAUUCCACCGUAGUUAAGCCCUAUUGCCUCAUGCUAUAGUAAUGCCCUGCAUAGAGAGAGAGGUUGCCCGAUGAAAUUACAAGAGUGUGACAUAUCUGAGAAAAUAUCGAGGCCGUAUGAUGGGAUCAAACCCACGUGCCUGGACUGAGGAGCACAUUGUAAUGGGGUGUUAAAUAUUAGCACAGUAGCACACUUGCACUGCAUUGUACUCUACAAUAAUUUAGUAUGGGCUGAAUAUUUGUGAAACACAUUUGCGAUUGGCUCUCUUGACCGUUCAAAUCAGAAUGUUGUCAUUUAGAACGAAGAAAUGGCACUUAUAUGCAUGUGUGGGUUGCACAUACAUGUACAGUGGCAAAGAUAAUAUAAAGCAAAUACUAUAUAAAACAGAACAAAGGGCAGCUGAUUUCCAAAUGCAGUUCUAUAUUGUAUACACUUGAUUGCUUCUGACCCAUAGACCUACUAUAAUACAGUAUACACUUGCCUGAUUACCUUUAAACCAUGCACCUGUAAUACAAUAUACACUUGCGCGAUUACCACCGACUCAUACACCUACUAUGGAUGCUAGGACACAGAAGGUGAAAAUAAAAACAUCAGGCAUUUCCUUUCACCUGAUGUUGUUCACCUAGCAGUAAAUGGGUACAUGGGCGUUGGGGUAACUUAUAUCAUGGGGGAAAGUCAGUACUGUAGUUGGCCUAGGAGGACCUCAAUAAGCCUAACAAGCUUCCUGCCCCAGACAGUGGGCAAGCUAACCAAGCAUCAGCUGGGCAAGUGUUUCAAGCUCCGAACUGCUCUAUGAAGGCAGUAUCGGCUUGUAAAUCAAGUUGAGCCAGAGUCGGUGAUCUAAACUUCGAUCUUCGUAAUUCCUGUCUCAUAGGGUGCAUAGUGGUGAGUCAUAAUCCAUGAAGGGUUGACCCAUCAAUACACAAUGGCCCCUGUACUGUUUGAGCAACUGGCAUGGUGUGUUGUUAAAAUACCAGACGCACGUUCUCUGUGAUGUGGGCUUCAUAGAGAACACGGCUUAGUCGUGUGGACAGCCGUAUUUGCCUCCUUUAUAUAUAUGCCAUUGUAAGUAUAAAUAUGUUCUCUUGUCACUCCUUAGUUAUUAUAAUAGCUGGGGUAGGCAAGUAUAUCAUGAAAAUACAACAGAAAAAGUCUAAAAUUUGUCUCCGAUUCAGGGAUAUUUCUGUUGAAAAAUUUUAUGUAUUAGUAGAUGAAUUUUUUGUGGUGCAUAUAAUUUUGUUGCAAAUCUCUGAUUAUAUUUCUUGACAGAACAAUACAUUGUUAUAAUAGGUAUGGAACAUUUAGACACUAUGCUUCUAAAUAAUGAGUGAAAAAUACAUUUAAAUUAUUAUUGUAACGUCAUGGUUUUGAGAGCUCGAAGCAAGGCGUGUUACACCAGACUACACCUGACACCCCCUGCUUAGUGUUUAGUCGCAUCCUUACAAUUUUUGGCAACGUAUUGGCAGCAGCUGUCUCUUAAAGUUUUUAGUCUUGCCUAAUUUUACAGGAAUGUAUUUCUGACAGCAAUUUAUAAUGAGUGAUGCAUGUACAGUAUUGUGAAUGUGCUUUAAGUCGGCAAUUCUGUGGCUGAGUUUCUCUAGUCUGUGAUAAGCUCUAGAUGAAGCAGCAGAAGGCAUCUGUCAUUCCUGUGUGACAGGUGUCGGCAUUAAUAAGAUCAGAUAUGCCUUAAACUUGUCCAAGUGUUCUUGUUCACAGUAAAUUUAAGU